Momordica charantia (bitter melon) is the source of this 2817-nucleotide messenger RNA. The record is from RefSeq and is a predicted model, not a curated record. NCBI's taxonomy places the organism in Eukaryota, Viridiplantae, Streptophyta, Magnoliopsida, Cucurbitales, Cucurbitaceae.
CGCCACUUUCAGUGAAGAUGAUCAGGCCUGUUCCUUGACCAUGAUCUUGAAAAUGCAAUAAUACUCGUACACUACAGCCAGUCAAUCUGAGCUGACGACAACUUAAUUGAUUGAAAGUAAGAGGUUCGGUUUUCAAGUUUUUUGAAAAAAUAUUCAAUCUCUGAAAUCCAGCAAUGGCAAGUGUAAUGUAGAUAUAGUUUGAUACUUUUAAAUUGAUUUUUGUUAGAAAUUACGAUAGGCAGUUUGUGGGCCAUAUGGUGUAGUGAAAAAUAAUUAUUUAAAAUAAAUUGUUCUGAAAUUAUAUUUUAAAUUUUCGAACUUCGGACAUACCAAAACUAUUACAUUCGUCGACAACCGCAACCACCACGGGAAUAAAUAGUUGCCUUUUUGAGAAUUGAGUGAUAAGGUAGAUUUGUUUGGCAUUCUGUUUCUGCUGAUCUGAAACAAAACAACGGUGAAAAGAACUACUUCAGGUAAAAGAUGAAGUAAGAAGGGAGGAUAGAAUUUUGUUUACGCGCGAGAUCACAAACCGGGAAUUUUAUUGGUAAGCCGAGCACUUUUGGUAAAUGAACUCCAAAUUCCUGAUUGAGAACCCCACGCGUGUGCGAGGAUUUGCAACGGUUUAUCAGCCACAAUUUGUGAUGUUUUGUAUAUCCUUUUACCAGCCCGUUGGGCAUCGACCCGCUUGGUUUUCGAGUGGUGCAAUUUUUUUGUUUCCUUUCAAGCAGUCGUUCAAGGUUACGCGUGAAGGAACGGAGGCUCGUUUGGCACUGAAAUGAGAGGGCCAUUUUCGGAUAGCAGCUAGAAGAGAACCAACAUGUUCCCUCGUCUUGAUUUUAGAGAUGUUCAAGAGAAGCUCUCCGCGCAGUUCAGACCCUGGGAACGUUCUUUUCAGUUCUGGGUCCGUGUUGCUGACAUCUACACUGGUUAUAAGGUUUUUCAGCUUCGGGUGAAGUUCGAGAAGGAUGUGGAGAAGCAGGAGGCAAUGUGGGAGAAUCAGCAUGAACAUGCAGCUGAGAAGAUAUAUGCUAUGUGCUCCGAAAUGGGUGGUUUCUUCCUUAAGGUUUCUCAACUUAUUGGGAAGCCGGAUUUGGCCCCAGCUGCAUGGGUGAAGAGGCUUGUUACACUGUGUGAUCGAGCACCAGCAACCCCUUUUGAUGUUGUUCAGCACGUUGUGGAGAAAGAACUGCACAGAAGUCUUGGUGAAGUCUUUGAAACAUUUGACCCCAACCCUCUUGGUUCAGCUUCCAUUGCUCAGGUUCAUAGAGCUAGGCUAAAGGGUGACAAGAAUGAUGUUGUGGUAAAAGUGCAACAUCCAGGAACCGAGAAUCUAAUGAUGACGGAUAUCCGUAAUUUGAAAGCAUUUGCCUUGUACAUUCAAAAGACAGAUAUCAAAUUUGAUAUAUAUUCCGUAACUAAGGAAAUGGAGAAACAGAUCGGUUAUGAAUUUGACUUUGUGAGGGAGGCCAAUGCCAUGGAAAAGAUCCGACUUUUUCUAUGUAGCAACAACAAAAAGAGUCCCGUACUGGUGCCACGCGUGAUGCGGAAUAUUGUUACCAGGAGGGUUCUGGUGAUGGAAUAUAUUGAUGGAAUCCCAAUCCUCAAUCUUGGCGAUGAAAUAGCAAAGAGAGGCAUAGAUGCUAGUGCCUGGCAUAUGGGCAAAUGAUUCUGAAGAGUGGUUUCUUCCAUGCAGAUCCUCAUCCAGGAAAUAUAUUGAUCUGUAAAGGCUCAGAGGUAGCAUUGCUUGAUUACGGGCAAGUGAAGGAUCUUCCUGACGAGUUGAGGCUUGGUUAUGCUAAACUUGUUCUUGCUAUUGCAGAUGAUGACAGCACAGGAGUUGCAGAAAGCUUCAGGGAGCUUGGUAUAGAUACUGUAAGCAAUUGUGAAAAUGUCCAAGAAGAACUAUUUAAGGUGGCACAGGGAAUGUUCGAUACAAGGUUACCACCGGGAAAGGUGUCGAUGCAACCAUUCCAGGAGGACUCCUCGAUAAAGAAAGUUGGUGUUCAGUCAUUUCCAGAGGAACUCUUUUCAAUACUUCGAACAAUCCAAAUCCUUAGAGGGCUGAGUGUUGGUCUUGGAAUCAACUACUCAUGCUCGGAACAAUGGCGACCCAUUGCAGAAGAAGCUUUGAUGGUUUCUGGUAGGCUAGAAGGCAGAAAGGUCGAUACUACAAUCCGUAAACGCAGAUUGUUUUCGAGAUCUAGCUGAUUCGUUCGUGACAAGACAGGCAAAAAAUAUGAGUCAAUCUGGGUGCAUCUGAUCAGAGUUCCUCACUUGUUUAUGGAAAUAAAUAUUAAAAAUUUGAGGUACUACAUGAGAGAGGUCAGAACUGUCGUUUAUUCCCUGUUCUUGGAGUCCUAUAAGAGUGUUACAAUUGAAGCAAUGGCGAAGGCAUUUGGAGUAUCAGUGGAAAUUUAUUGAUCUGGGCUUAUCUCGUUUUGCAGCACGAAAACUCGAUUGCAAGAUCGAUAAAGUUGCAGGUGUUCUUGAAACUAAUCAUCCCGACUCAAAGAAUGCUCUGUACCAAGCUACCAUCAAGAAAGGAGACUUCUUACUGAACAUGUCUCGUGUAAUUGAUCUGUAACUAGGCUUCUAGUUUAUUCGAAAUUUGUGUAGUUGAUGCAGGUUUUCAGCGAUUCGACAUUAUGACAUUCGAGCCAAAAGCGGCAUUGCACGGAUGAAAUUUGAGCAUUAGAGCUUUGUGAAAAUGGCGCUGUAAUUUCUGGUUUAAACAUAGCACCAAGACCUCGGCUAACUGUUAUCAUCACUCAUCACUAUCUCUUGAUUUUGAUUUAUCAACCAAAUAUCUCUCUUUCA